AUGUCUUCAUUUGAGCCCCAGAGUCAGUCUCCUCCUCGAUGUGGCCCGCAGUUUCCGAGCCUCGGCCAGGAGCCCCCUGAACUCAGCAUGUACGGCGACUGUUACUACCCUCCUCCUUCACUGCCAAGUCCUCAGCGCACUACUCCUACCACCUAUGAGAUAAGUGACUACACCAGCUCCGCCUCAAACCCUUACCUAUGGUUUAACAGCUCUGGGAUCAACACAUCCCCGUACUUGGCUACCACCGGCCCGCCUGGUAAUCCCGGCCCUCCGUUUGUUCCUCAGCACUAUGGCAUGCAGAGGCCUUACCUGGGUCCACCUGGUGCUGGCGGUCCAGGAGGGGAACUGAGCUGGUUCUCCCUCCCUUCACAAGAAGACUUGAUGAAGCUGGUUCGCCCCCCUUACUCCUACUCUGCUCUCAUCGCCAUGGCUAUCCAUGGAGCACCAGACAAGAGACUGACACUGAGUCAAAUUUAUCAGUACGUCGCUGAUAAUUUCCCUUUCUACAACAAGAGCAAAGCGGGCUGGCAGAACUCUAUCAGACACAACCUGUCCCUUAAUGACUGCUUCAAAAAAGUGCCAAGAGAUGAGGAUGACCCAGGUAAGGGGAACUACUGGACACUUGACCCAAACUGUGAAAAGAUGUUCGACAAUGGAAACUUCCGCCGCAAAAGAAAGAGAAAGUCUGAUUCUCUGUCUAGUGGAGAUGGCAGUUCAGGGCCUCCAGAAUCAGGUGACAGCGAGAGGGCCAGCCCUAAACACUCCAACAACCCCAGCCUAAACAUGUCGCCCGCAACGGAUAGGAUUCCCUCACCUUCACUGUCAGGUCCCGGGCCGUGCCUGAGCAGCUUCUUGUCUGAAAUGUCUGGAGUCUCCACUGGGGGAACAAAUGAGGUGGGAGGUAGUGGGUUGAGCAGGCCGCUGCAGAUGAACGUUCCUUUAGAUGGGCCACAUAGGCCCACGCAGCCAGGAAGCUUUAGUACCUACUCGGCCAACUCCAGUGGUUCAGAGUGGGUACCACAAGUUCCAGCUCCACCCGCACUCUCCUCUUCACCCAGCCACUCCUCGCUAGGUUACACUAGCCCCAUUCUCAAUCAGUACAAUGGCUCCAACAGUCAUUUUUAUCCUACACUGAGUUCUACAGGUGUCAUCUAUCAUCGUGAGGGCACAGAGGUUUAA
Molecule: messenger RNA, 1179 nt
Organism: Pelmatolapia mariae (spotted tilapia)
Lineage: Eukaryota; Metazoa; Chordata; Actinopteri; Cichliformes; Cichlidae
Gene: foxi3b
Product: forkhead box I3b
Exons: 2
Coding region: 1-1179 (392 amino acids)
Biological process (GO): regulation of transcription by RNA polymerase II; anatomical structure morphogenesis; cell differentiation
Molecular function (GO): DNA-binding transcription factor activity, RNA polymerase II-specific; RNA polymerase II cis-regulatory region sequence-specific DNA binding
Source: RefSeq, a predicted model, not a curated record